Cladocopium goreaui is the source of this 1740-nucleotide messenger RNA. The record is from the annotation of a GenBank genome assembly. NCBI's taxonomy places the organism in Eukaryota, Dinophyceae, Suessiales, Symbiodiniaceae.
AUGGAGGCUCAGGUUGUGGCCAUCGAAGUGAAACCCAUCCUGGGGAUCGGCACGGUGACCUACGCCACCGGCCUCGCUUUCGGUGCGGACACUGCGGCGCCGUGGAUUUUGAGCACCUGCCCCGUGCCGCCCAACCACGCCGUGGCGGUGGCCUUACAGGGCCGGGUGCUGGAGGCUCAGGUGGUGGCCAACGUCACGGUGGAACGAUCCACUGAGGCUUUCAGCAGCUUAGCUUCACGCGGUUGGUGUUGUGGCAGCGGAGGGUCCUUUCUGGAGCCUUCCAUGAGCUGUAGGUUGCAGCUGCUGCUCCUUCGGCCCAAGCUUCGUCUGGAGGGCUUGGAGACGCGCCAGGCCCAAGGCCAUUCCGGGACCCUGCGCGUCUCCUUCCGCGACUGCUGUGCUUCAUGGAUCGGUCAACGGGUGGCGCUGCAUGCUGCGCCCUUCGGUGCCCGGGUGGAUGCACCGGGGGCGACCACCUGGGCACGCUUCGCGCGCGUGGUGAUGCAAGGCGUCGUUUCCAACCUCUCCUGCCCUCCGGGGCUUCUCAUGAGCGACGUCCAUGCGGCUGAGAGCUGUGCCGGAGCUGCCGUGGUGCUGCAGAGCAGCAACGAGGUUGUAGGAUCCCUGAAGGAUCCUGAAGGCAAGCUGCAGAAUCAUUGCGUCGAGCUUUCAGGAGAAUCCGUGGCGCUGAGUCUGGCCAUUCCCAUGUCGAUGAUCUUGGAUACCUUGCUGGACAACGAUGCCUGUCGAGAAGAGCUGAAGGAAGAACUAGCUGCGCUGCCCGUGCCCUGCGCGUUUGAAGCCUCCCCACCUUGUGAGGUGAGACAAGGGGUGGCCCUGCUGUGGCUGGACAGCGGCAGUUGGGCCAGUGCCAUUGUCCUCAGCGAGCAGGGGCACCUUUUGACUUGUGCCCAUUUGCUGACUUCUGUGUCGUGGAUGGAGGGGCAGCAAGUGUCUGGCCGCUCCACAGCACGGCAGUGCAGGGGCAGAUGCUACCUGUCACAGGAGGGAAAAAUUGUGUCAACGACCUUUGAAGCUGAUGUGCUGCAAAUCUUCGAGGGAUGUUUGGACGCAGCUUUGCUCCUGGCGCGACCCAUGAGGCAUGGUGUGCCCCCUUUGUUCAACCCCUCGCUCUGGCAGCGGCGUGCUACGGCCGAGGAGCUGGUCCAAGGCAUUGAGGUCUCCGCAGUGGGCUAUGGCCUCUUUGGUCCUGGUUGUCCUUGGCAGGGCCCUGCCGUGACCACUGGCCAGCUUUGCAAGAUCGCCUACAGCUGCCGUCUGGACGGCGGCCGCCGCGCGGCGGUGCUUCAGAGCAGUGCGGCGGUGCAUCGCGGGUGCAGCGGUGGGGCGUUGGUGGCGCAGGGAAGGUUGCUUGGCAUGGUCACCACCAAUGUGAAGCAACAGGAUGGAUCUGUGAUGCCACACGUGAACUUCAUUUUGCCGGUGACACUGUUGACUCCGAUCUGUACAUAUCUAGAGAACCUGAAGGUUCUCCCUGCAGAGCAGGCGUUAAAGAGAUUGACGGAGGAGCUGCGCUUCUCUGCGGCCAACGAGGAGGAGCAAGGCCUCUGGCGCCUGGAGACUGAAACCUUGGAACUCCCGAGCCGUGCCUCGGGCUUCGACAGAUGGAGAUCACAUGAAAACUACCAUGGCUUGGGAAAAGCCAUACAAUUUCAGAGAUUUUUUUUUUUGAGGACUUCUCCUUUUUCUUGUUUUUGUUUUGGUCUCUCCGUUUGUUAA